This is a messenger RNA of Bombyx mandarina (wild silkworm), 1845 nucleotides long. Its product is annotated as protein toll. Gene Ontology annotation, biological process: signal transduction. Lineage: Eukaryota; Metazoa; Arthropoda; Insecta; Lepidoptera; Bombycidae. Gene Ontology annotation, molecular function: signaling receptor activity; protein binding. Gene Ontology annotation, cellular component: plasma membrane. The record is from RefSeq and is a predicted model, not a curated record.
AUGAUUGCAGCGGUCAGACUUACCUCCAAAAGGAGCGUAUAUCACCGCUAUACGCUUAAGGAGGAUCGCGAACACCGCGUCGUCAACCCCGGUAUCCACAAAAAGUUUUACGUGGAACUCAUUAAGACCGACAUAAAGGAACAAUCGAUCCCGAAAUCAAUUUCAGAUGAGCAGCUGCUGCUGGUUGUCCUGUGCUGUGUGGGGCUGUCUGCGCAAGUACAAUUGCCAGGGUGUCCCCCGCCACCGGCUCAAUGCUCUUACUCGGAAGUCGUGGGGAAUAUGACACACGCGUAUACAGUUAGAGGAAUCAGGCUUGUCGUCUUCGUGCGUCCGGGUACAGAUUUGAGAUAUUAUUGUUUUAACUCGAACUUGACUAUAGACGACCCGUCGCUACCCAAGUUCCGAGAGUUAUCAGUUUACGACAAGGUAAUGGUGAACGACUGCGGUGUUCCGCGAGGGACUUACACCGACGCCGUAAGGAAAUUAAGCAUUACGAGCUUCCAUCAUCUCACACUGUUCUUCGUGACCUGCAGCAACGAUACGGGGCUCUCUGCUCAGCAUUUCGAUGGAAACGAUACAUUUCAUACAUUGCAAAUAGACUGCGAGACGUCCUACACCUCUCUGGAUCUUCGAUUCCUUGACUCACUGCCGGACUUGAAGAAUUUAACUGUUGAGAACGUUAUCAUGCCUCCACUGCCCGCACACAAUAAACUCACAUUCGUUACUAUAAGCACUGGAUCUCCGAGGAGCGUCGGUCAGCCCUGGGGAGGUUGUUCCGAGUUAGAAGAUUUGAUAAUAAUGGACUGGAAAAUUAAUUUUCUUCCCGAUCGAUGGUUAGCAAAUUGCCAAAAACUGAUAACGAUUCAGAUGCUUCGACUGACGGAGUUGUACCGGCUUCCCGCCCAAAUGUUUUCAAGUCCCAGUUUGAGCGCUAUCGUCAUCAGCGAGUGCCACGUGAACUCGUUGCCCGCCGACCUGGCAGCCGGCGCAGUGAAUUUGACAGUUCUAGACGUUUCGAACAACUAUAUCGAGAAAUUAAACCAUUUGUUCGAAGCCGAGCAGAUGUUGCAUCUUCAGUAUCUGGACGUGUCAGUGAACUUGGUGUCGGCGAUGUCGUUGGGCCUGCUGUCUCGGCUGCAGUCCCUGCUCGCGCUGAGGGUGGACGGCGCUGACCAGGCUCACCGGUGCCGAGUAAACUGGUCGCACUAUGGAGAGAUAUUUCCGUGGCCGGUGUUGUCGUCCCUGACCGAGCUCUCACUGCGAUACAGCGACGCCCGCGCGAUCUGUCCGGAGUGGGGGGAGGCCAUGCCCUCGCUACAGCUACUCAACCUCACUCACACACCCAUAACUGCUCUUCAGUACAGCGACAUUGAACUGUUGAGAUACAAAAAUUGGGAAGUAGAUUUGCGCAGGAACACAGACUUAGCCAUUAUGUACAGCAGAGAUGACUUUGAGAAAGUUAUGUUGGACCAGAAUACUACAUCAGCCAAACUUUGGUUAGACACACCAUACUCGUGCAAUUGCAGUUGGUACUGGUUUGCAAGGAUCCUCCAGGAAAAACCACAGUACAUCAAGUUGCCAGAGUUCGAAUGUUUUGUACCCGAAUCGACAGCAACGGUGCCUCUCCAUUACAUGACCUACGAUACCCUCGUAUGCGAGAUUGACUGCUACCUGGGCUGCAGAUGUUAUGAAUACUACGACGGCUUCACAAAACUGACCUGCGAGGGAGCUGGCCUCGCUGUGAUGCCAAGACUUCNUGCCAGAGUUCGAAUGUUUUGUACCCGAAUCGACAGCAACGGUGCCUCUCCAUUACAUGACCUACGAUACCCUCGUAUGCGAGAUUGA